AUGGGUCGUACAAGCACCGAAGACGCAUCUCGCUCUAGAAGGCCAAAAGAGGCUACGAAUGCGGAAAUCGCAAAGCAAGUGCAUCGAAUCGUUUUGAGUGAUCGUAAAGUGAAAUUGCGCGAGUUAACUGAGGCCGUGGGCAUCUCAAAAGAACGGGCGGGAUACAUUUUGCACGAUGUUUUGGAGAUGAAAAAGCUAUUGGCACAAUGGGUACCGCGUUUGCUGACCAUCGACCAAAAACAGCAGCGCGUUGAUGAUUCAACGGCCGGUUUGGCGUUGUUGCAACAUAAUCGAGCGGACUUUUUUCGACGUUUUGUGACGAUGAAUGAAACGUGGGUCCAUUACCAUACACCUGAGUCCAAUAGGCAGUCUGCAGAGUGGCUGAAAAGCCACGAAAGCCGACCAAAGCGGCCAAAAGACCAACGCUCGGCCGAGAAGGUUAUGGCCUCCGUUUUUUGGGAUGCGCAUGGCAUAAUCUUCAUCGAUUACCUGCAGAAGGGAAGAACAGUUACGAGAGAAAAGGGCAUCCAAAUGUUGGAAAAUCACUAUACCAAGUGUAUCGCCCUCGAAGGCAACUAUGUUGAGGAAUAA
This is a messenger RNA of Acromyrmex echinatior (Panamanian leafcutter ant), 591 nucleotides long. Its product is annotated as histone-lysine N-methyltransferase SETMAR. Gene Ontology annotation, molecular function: nucleic acid binding. The record is from RefSeq and is a predicted model, not a curated record. Lineage: Eukaryota; Metazoa; Arthropoda; Insecta; Hymenoptera; Formicidae.